Messenger RNA from Strongylus vulgaris, 364 nucleotides. Lineage: Eukaryota; Metazoa; Nematoda; Chromadorea; Rhabditida; Strongylidae. The record is from the annotation of a GenBank genome assembly.
GUCCCGAUGGACCAAAAGGUCCGCAAGGCCCUCCAGGAAAUAUGGGACCAAUGGGACCUCCAGGGCCACCCGGAGAAUCUGCAGAAGGACAGAUAAUAGAAGGACCUCCUGGCCCGCCAGGACCUCCCGGGCCUCCAGGACCACCGGGACCGGAGGGACCUCCUGCACCCGGCAACGGAAUGGGACCUCCUGGACCGAAAGGACCUCAAGGUCCACCGGGACCGCCCGGACCAGCUGGAAAUGAUGGACUGCCCGGUCCAGACGGACCUCCUGGGCCCGGCGGAGAGCGUGGAAUCUGCCCUAAGUACUGCGCCCUCGAUGGUGGAGUUUUCUUCGAGGACGGAACAAUGCGUCGUCGCUGAAG